Colletotrichum lupini is the source of this 4791-nucleotide messenger RNA. Its product is annotated as X-Pro dipeptidyl-peptidase. The transcript has 10 exons. The coding region runs from base 1 to 4791 and encodes 1596 amino acids. Gene Ontology annotation, molecular function: zinc ion binding; DNA-binding transcription factor activity, RNA polymerase II-specific; DNA binding. Gene Ontology annotation, cellular component: nucleus. Gene Ontology annotation, biological process: DNA-templated transcription; regulation of DNA-templated transcription. NCBI's taxonomy places the organism in Eukaryota, Fungi, Ascomycota, Sordariomycetes, Glomerellales, Glomerellaceae. The record is from RefSeq and is a predicted model, not a curated record.
AUGGUUGGUGAGGGGAAACAAGAUGCAAGGAACCCGCUGCCAUCAAAAAGCUUCUCUUCAGCGCACCUUCCCACUCGGGAUGUUAUCGGACCCACUGAAGGAAUACCGCUGCAACGUUCUCUCGGCAACUGGGGCCGAGAUAAGACCCCCGCGGCCUCCCGUCCGGAGUUCACGCCUCCACGCCUCGUGUCUCGGUUGCUGCUUCAAGAACGAAGCUUUCCCCGCAUUCUUUCAAUCUUGGUAUCCAAUCUUACCACAUCAAAUCAGCACUUCACUCAAUCACAGAAUCACGGGCUUCACGUCAUCGCCAUGGCCACACAUCGUCUCGCUACCCGGUCACAUCAAGGCGGCGUUUCCGACGGCGAUUGGGUUCAUGUGAGCGACAGCCGCGAACAACACGCAGCCAAAACCAUCUCGGAGUUUAUGCCGGAGCGUAUUAUACGUGUUACCACGGAUGAAAAGAAUCUCAACAAGUUUUACAAUAUCAAGUUCUCAGCCACGAGAUCUCAUCGGUUGGAACGAUACUACAAUGAAGAGCUCGACAGUCUGUUUAAAGCUCCGUUCGAUACCUACAGCCAAGAGGAUAAGGUAGACUUCUUACUUCUGCGCAACUAUUUGAGGCGCAAUCUCCGCGUCUUACUUCUGGAUCGUGAGCGAGACGAACUGGUAAAGCCGGUUCUUCCAUUUAUCCAGCCGCUCAUCGAGAUAUGCGAAGCUCGUCAGAGCAUGGUUCCCGUCGACAGCAAAAAGACGGCCAUGAUAUUAAACGAAACAGCAAAGAACAUAAUUGCAACAACAAAGGCCAUCAAAACGAAUGGUAUCAAGGCCAAUGACUCGACACUCUCACGUGCUAUGAGCACCAUUGACCAAAUUAGAGGCCAUGUGGAUGAGGCCUACAGCUUCUACGCCCCUUACGACCCCCUGUUCCCUUUCUGGUGCGACGCGCCUAAAAAGGAACUGGACGAGGCCCUCACCGGUAUCAAGACGACGAUAGACACCAAACUUAUUGAGAAAAACGGGUCCGGGUCUAUCCGUGCUGCAGUAGAACCCAUCGGGCGCUCCGGGCUGAUCACUGAGCUCGAAGCGGAAAUGAUACCCUACACGCCCGAGGAGCUCCUCAAGCUGGCGCAGGAACAGUACGAUUGGUGCGAAAAGGAGAUGAAGAAGGCUUCACGCAGCAUCAAGGUGGGCUCCGUUGGACCGGGGGGCAGUCAUGGGAGCGUAUCGGGUCUCGAGGCUCCUGGCGCUGGCUUCGGCGACGACUGGAAGGCGGCGCAGGAAUAUGUCAAGAAUUCAUAUGUUGAGCCCGGUCAACAGCCUGAGAUGGUGCGGCAGCUGGCCUAUGAGGGCAUGGCUUUUGUGAAGAAGCAUGACCUGGUCACGGUCCCAGAAAUUGCGGGCAAGUCUCUCUGCGAGACGUGGCGUAUGUUUAUGAUUGACGCAGAACGUCAAAAGGAGUCCCCAUUCUUCCUCGGAGGCUCCUCCUUCUGGGUUUCUUACCCCACCGCCGCCAUGGACCAUGACCUCAAGAUGAUGGUGAUGCGCGGCAACAACCCUCACUUCUCACGGGCGACGGCAUUCCACGAAUUAAUACCCGGCCAUCGUUUGCAGCUGUUCAUGGGCAAGCGUCACCAUCCGUACCGCGAGCUCUUUUCGACGCCCUUCUUCGUCGAGGGUUGGGCCAUGUAUUGGGAGUUCGUCUUUUGGAACCGGGGAGACUUUUUCGUGAGCCCCGAGGACAAGAUCGGAACACUCUUCUGGCGGAUGCACCGAUGCGCGAGAAUCAUCUUCUCCCUUAAGUACCACCUCGGUGAGAUGACGCCCCAAGAGUGCGUCGACCUGCUGGUAGACUGGGUCGGUCACGAGCGUUCCAACGCAGAGGGAGAAGUCACGAGAUCGUUCGGCGGCGACUACUCCCCGUUGUAUCAGGCCGGAUACAUGCUGGGGGCGUUGCAGAUGCACGGUUUGCGGGAGGAGGUGCUGACAAAAGGGUUAAUGGGCGAAAAGGAACUCCACGAUAAGAUCCUGAGGGCGAACACGAUGCCAAUCGAGUUGCUUCGAGCGCUUCUCCUGAACCAGCCCCUGAGUCCGGACACGGAGGCUCAUGACGCGUAUCACUUGGUCCUGUACGUUACAUUGCGCUCGACCGAGGAAAUACCAGCAUUUGUAGGGGAAGAGUGUCUCUUUUUGAUCGUUUCCACCUUUCUUCCCCCCGCAACCCCGGACAGCUCCAGCUCAUGCAGCCGCCGAUGUACAAUGCGGGGGAAGACGGUGCGGGGCCGCCUCGGUCUUCGGGUUAUGUCGAGCGGCGGCGUGGGCUAUUGGCCGUGGAACCAUAACUAUGCCAGCCUCCGCUCUACUUCACGCGGCGAAGCCGCCGAUGCGGGCCACGAUGACUCGGGGGGCGCUUCGGAGGCUGCGGCGGCCCUCGCUUGCAACUGUUGCCGGCGCCGGAAGCUGCGAUGUUCCCGAGAGGUGCCAACAUGUCAGCAGUGCCGCAAGACAGGAAGCGAUUGUGUUUAUGAAUCGAAACGGUCCAAGCCGGGGAUGAAGGCUGGGGCCAUUGAGAACCUGCAUCGGAGACUUGAUGCGUUAGAAAGGACUGUUCACCAACAACGGACUAAGAAUUCAUCAAAAGACUGCAGACAAUCCGAUUCAAAUCACUCCCCCCAUCAAGAUGAUGCCAGUGGCUCCAAUGGCGGCCUCGAAAAGAAUGCAUAUAGCAUCAUGGCAUUCUUCGCCAAAGAGCUACAAAAGUUCAACACUAAAAGCGGAAGCUCACCCAGCGAAGAGCGUGCGGAGACCGAGUCACCAGUACGAGCCAAGCGGCGUCGACUUGAUGAUCAUGAACCUUUAAAUAUUGCCUUCACGUGUAAUUCCAGCCCUACUUCGCCUGUCUUGCCAGAUGAAGAGGACCUUGAGAUUGUACUCAAGGCUUAUUUUGCACACAUUCAUCCAUGGAUUCCGAUUAUACACGAGGCGAGAUUCCGCCGUCGACUUCGAGAGCCCGGAGAAGCCAAACUUUUGCUUGCAGUAUUACAUGCCAUGGUCCUUUCUGCGUCAAGAUACAUAUCUGACGAAGAUGUUGCGACCAACUUAUUCGGCACGCUCCAGCAAAGAGGCAUCACCCGUGAUUGGAUCGUGUCAACAUCGAUGAAAACGUUCGACGUGGAAAGCCACCAAGCUCUCAUCAUUGUUGCAUUCAACGAUAUUGGAAGUGGUGAGGCUGCAAAAGCCUGGUCUCUCGUUGGUUCACUGACCCGGACCGUCGAGUAUCUCCAACUCACCGUCGAACACGACGACGUCGACCGGCCAUCACUAUCUCAACCUUUCGAUUCACUCGCUCCGCCAGAAAGCUGGACCGAGACCGAAGAGAGGCGCCGGGUCUUUUGGAACGUCUUCAAACUCGAUAGACUCAUCUCAGUCACCAUGGGCUGGAACACAAGUCUAACCUCAGACGACGUGCACUGCCGUCUCCCCUGCGACGGCGUUCUCUGGCGUAAAGAAGACGAAGUCGUGACACCCUACUUCGGGAUAUGGGACAAAGCCGCCGGCAGAAUAGGCAACCCCAUCGCCUUCAUCCCGUCCCACUACGCGCCGGCAUUGCAAGUAGGUGCCUCAGAGGAAGAAACCCAUACGCCCUCCGACGCCGGCACGUCACCGGGGGCGCCGGCCGCCAACGUCGACAUGUCCACCGUCGGCGCCUUUGCCUACUGCAUCGAGGCGACCGAGUCCCUGAGCAGGGUCACGAGCUACUUCCUUCAGCAAAAGAUCAACAUGCGGGACCAACGCGACAUCAGUAGCUGGCUCACACGCUUCAAGGAGCUCGACCUGCGCCUGGUCCACUGGAAGAUGCUCCUGCCCCAGAAAUGGAAGGCCAAUAUGGCGCGGCAGUCGACGCGGAUGGAUCCCAACCUCACGCUGGCGCACGUCACGCACAAUACGUCCAUGAUUCUGCUCCAUCAGCUGAUUGCCUUCCCUCCGAGGGAGUGGCCUUUCAGGGCCCGGCUGCCGAGUAUUCUGAGCGCGGACACGUGCCAGGCUGCCGCCGUGGAGAUUGCUAUCAUUGCGGAGAAUUACUUGAAGCACGCGCCUGCGGUGAUGCCUGUUUCGAGCCAGUUUGUGUUCUGUAUCUAUGUGGCCGCCAGAGUGCUCCUCCUUCAAUGGCGGUAUGAUCUCGGGACUGAAUUGGCUUCCGAGUUCUGGUCGCUGGUUCAGAUUGUGAAUGAUAUGGCGACGCGAUGGGCUGGCCCGCACAGCUUAGAGCCUGCGAGAGACAACUCGGCUGGGAAGUAUUCGAGGAAGCUCACGGAGAUGCAUUUACGUUGCCGCGAUGAUGCAACUUUCAACAUCAACGUCCUAGGCUACACCACAGAAAUCGAUCACACAGCUGCUCAGGAGCCUCCAUUGUCUGCCCACAUCAGACGGAAUGAGACCGGGAGACAUGAGGGAACCACUACCAAUAGACGAAACAGGCGGUUCGCAGAUACACUGGUCGAGCCCGCUGCAGGUAGUCUCGACACCAUCGUCGUGGCUCAACCACUCCCAUCCAACAUUCCCGCAUCAUUUACCAAUCCAACGCAGAGCGCAAUGCUCCUAACCCCAGGGCUAGGCGUCAAUGGCGCUGAGCCGAUGGCCCAGCCCUCCCUGUACCACAGAAGCAGCGUCGGUAGUGGCGAUUUGAGCAAUAUUUCCCAGAUGCUCCUUGACCAGCAAUUCAUGGACAUGGAUAGAAUCAUCAGCUAUGAUGACGGCAUUUUCGAAACUGAAUACGAUGGUGGAGGAUGGUAA